AUGUCGUUGGAACGCUUUAACAAGGCCGUUACGGAGAUGCGAACAAAGCAAGCCGCAGCUCGCGAUCAUAGUCUCGAUUCUUCUUCCUUUUCUUCUCCUGACUACCCAACUAAUAAUCGACGAGAGCGAACUGGGCACCGUGAGAUUCUCCUCUUCAGGGUUAGAGAAGUGUGCCUUGAGUUCUUCGCGUGCCGGUCCUUCGUUUGCCACUUAAAGCGGAAGGAAAGAGAGCAAUCCAUUCUUGGCUUUCAGAAGAGGGCUUUCUCGAUGAGAGGCUUUUUUCUCCUUCCGAAGAAUCCUGCCAUGAUUUUGACGAGCAAGUUUCGAGAAAAGAUAACUGGUAUGGCUCCGUCUGAGGAUCGGUCCAAGAAAUUGGUCUCAAGCUUUUCUUGGAAGCUUUCCGUUGCCUAUCUCAAUGUAAUCGACCCUAGUGGCUCUUCCUUUCUAUAA
This is a messenger RNA of Striga asiatica, 450 nucleotides long. NCBI's taxonomy places the organism in Eukaryota, Viridiplantae, Streptophyta, Magnoliopsida, Lamiales, Orobanchaceae. The record is from the annotation of a GenBank genome assembly.